This is a messenger RNA of Sitophilus oryzae (rice weevil), 1749 nucleotides long. RefSeq names its product insulin-like growth factor-binding protein complex acid labile subunit. Gene Ontology annotation, molecular function: protein binding. The record is from RefSeq and is a predicted model, not a curated record. Gene Ontology annotation, cellular component: extracellular matrix. NCBI's taxonomy places the organism in Eukaryota, Metazoa, Arthropoda, Insecta, Coleoptera, Curculionidae.
AUGCUGUUGUCCUGCCGGCGUCUGCACCUGCCCAGUCUCGUGGUCAUCUGGCUCGUUUGUAGCGGUGUGGCGGCCGGCACCAGCCCCCUGUGUCCCGCGUCCUGCACCUGUCGACCUUCGGACAGGGGUAAGAGAAGGAUCUCCUGUUUGGCGGGCGGCCUGACCGAUCCCAUACCCACCGGACAGAUGGACCCCAGGACGGAGGUGCUGGAGAUAUCGGCGCCGGAGGAUAGGAAGAACUGGUUGAGCGUCACUAGUAUGUUCCAGCACUUCAAACACCUGGAAGAGCUCCAUAUCACCAACUCGAACAUCAACCAAAUCAGCAUGCACGCCUUUUGGGGCAUCCCCAGCCUCAAGAUCCUCGACCUGGGCCUCAACAACAUCAGCUCGCUGUUCGACCACAAUUUUCGCGGUCUGGUUAAUCUGAUCGACCUCAAUCUGGACGCGAACCGGAUCGCCGCGCUGCCAAGUGGCGUGUUCAAGCACUUGACCGAACUGAGGACGUUGAGCCUGCAGAGGAAUCUGUUGCGAGAACUGGUGCCGAGGACGUUCCUCAAGCUGGUCAAGUUGCACGCGUUGAGGAUUAGUGGCAACAGGUUCGAGGAGUUGGAUCCGGAAGCGUUCAAGGAGAUUCCGGAACUACGCACUUUGGAAUGCCGUCACUGCGGUCUGCGACGCAUUAACACCCAAAUCUACCACCUGUUGCCUUAUUUAACCCACCUAGACCUAGGCUACAACCGCAUCCAGUUCCUGGCCAGCGACGAAUUCCAGGACCUCCAUCGCCUGCACAGCUUAAAACUGGACGGAAACAUGUUCCCGGUUAUCUUGGAGUACACUUUUGUCAACCAGCAACAGCUCAAGUACCUCAACUUGGCUAGGAACCGAAUAGCUAAGGUCCCUGAUACUUCUUUGAAGAAUUUGAGCAGUUUGGUCGAACUGGAUCUUGGUUAUAACAAGCUUAGCAAGACUGAAGGUUUGGUGUUUGUGCAUGUGAAUAAAACUCUGGAGAGAUUAGUGUUAAGUGGGAACAACUUGAAGCAAGAAUUUAUAAAAAGUAUUGUGGGGGUGUUGGGUAAGGUUAGGGAUUUGAGUUUAGCUCACAUGAAGCUAGCUAGUGUUUCCAGUGGGUUUUUUCCUGACAGAAUUCGAAAUUUAAACCUUUCGGGAAACAAUUUCAGUGAAGUGACCGUCGACAUGUUUCCCAGACAGUUAUUCUCUUUAGAUUUAAGUAAAAACGAAAUAAAGGGACUGAAUGAUAGUGUAGUGUCGUUUCUUGAAUACAUCAAAAGGGUUGAUAUAACAGAUAAUCCAUGGACGUGCACCUGGUGUUAUAUAACAGACCUAUUUUUUCGAGUAAACGAUACAAACUUAUUUCAAAAUGCAACAUGUGCCUUUCCCAGUGUUCUCAAAGGCAAACGCCUUACGAAGUUAAAUUCGGACGAAAUUCCGUCUUGUGGUUUGUUAAUAGGGCUGGUCUGUAUAGUAACGUUCGCAGUGUUUUCGGUGGUGUUCGUGUGUUCGUGUGUGAAGAGGCACCACAGAAACGGUGAGCGUGCCAAGCGUGCUGCGGAGUGCCAGGAAAACAACGUGGAGCAUCUGCAGACCGCGGCUAUAUUUAGUAAGAGCGAGAUAAGUUUCCAGUUUCCGCUGGAUCUGACUGAGAGGAAGUUGUCGGUGUCGACGAUUGCUGAGAUUAAGAAGGAUGAGAGACAGGGGAUGUCAAACGGUACUAUAUCGACUGGUCUUUGA